AUGGCGACCGCAGAGGCGCCGUCCAGACCUCAUGAUCGCCAUGGCCGUCGGCACCCGUUUGCAAACUGGAUGAAGCGGCUCGCGAAUCUCAAAAGCUCAUCAUCCUCUGGCCUUCAUUCGAAUUCGUCAAACCACAAACACCAGAGCAGUACUACAACGGCGAAGGGCAAGAAGAGUGCUCGAAAUAAUCCCUAUCCGCUGUCUGGAAAUGUCUAUUCACCAGGUGUAGAACGCACCAACGGGCAUCUUUCCUUCUCAGAACCAGCAAAUAGUUUACAUCGCAGUGACUUCUCGCAUUCGGAUUCUAAUAUUGGGGAGAAUGAGCAGAUAUCACCGAUGACCGGCCGAAAAUCCGCUGCGCCGACUCUGUCCACGAAUGGUGAUACUAUACUAUCAGACGCGGCUUAUUCAAAGGCGGGGACAUCGGCGACUGCUGGAGGGGGUAGAAGCUGUCGUGGGGGUGGAGAGGGCAGCACCUUUUCAUCCCCUGCUCCGUCUGUUCGGUCACUUACUACUACUCUCACCACUGUGCAAUCAGGCGCUCCGAAUCAUUACAUUACAGGCGGAGUACAUUCUACGACGCAGGGUGGGAGCCAGCAAACUGUUCAGUUCUCGCACCAGUUUCCAACCACCCCGGUUUCCGCUAUCCCGCCGCACAUCACCCAGCAACCGACUACGUAUGUAACGGCGACAGCAAAUAACCUUCUUACUGAUAAUGCAUCUGUACUUACACUCGCGUCUUCAUCGAAACGCCGCCGGCGGAACUCGCUAGACACGAAUGCGUCCAUUCGCGCCCUUGCGCCAUCGUCGAUUUUCAGCGGUAGUCGUGAAAGCCUACCUCUAAGUGUUUUAAGUGGAAAUAUGGGAAGUGUCAACACCGCUGCGGGAGGAGCAGAAUUCCCAAACACUGCUUCCAGCACAUUGACUCGAGGCGGGCUGGUGGGCGGCGAGCGUGCCAGCGUAUAUUCCGCUUCCGGCGCUGGGGUGGCGGAUCGGGGAAGUAUUCGCAGCGGACUACAGUCCCACCAUGUGCGGAAUGACAGUGCUACGGGAAGUAUUGGUGGCAUCACAGCGAAUUCUUAUCUUCCCAAUGCUCAGGGUAGGGUCAGCCGACGGGGCUCCGGAUGGGGCGAGAUACCCGACUCCGAACCUAACGAAGUCGACGAAGAUUCAACCACAACCGGAAACGGGGAGAUGGUCGAUUCUAAGGGACAAGAGAAGUCUAAUAAUUGA
Uncinocarpus reesii 1704 is the source of this 1233-nucleotide messenger RNA. RefSeq lists its product as uncharacterized. Lineage: Eukaryota; Fungi; Ascomycota; Eurotiomycetes; Onygenales; Onygenaceae. Bases 1 to 1233 code for a protein of 410 amino acids. The transcript has 2 exons. The record is from RefSeq and is a predicted model, not a curated record.